CCUUUAUAAGCCCUCAUGCCCGUCUAUUCAUCGAAAUCAAACAUCCUUUCAUUCUGUUUGGCUUCAAAUCUUCCUACAAAAUCUAGGGUUAAAGUUUCAGUUUUCGAUAGAAGGAUGAGUUCUACUGGCGGUACGACAAAGGGAGGCAGAGGUAAGCCGAAGUCAUCGAAGUCGGUGUCGCGAUCGCAAAAGGCUGGGCUUCAGUUCCCAGUCGGUCGUAUUGCUAGGUUCUUGAAAGCUGGAAAGUACGCUGAGCGAGUCGGGGCCGGAGCUCCCGUCUACCUCUCUGCUGUGCUUGAGUAUCUCGCUGCCGAAGUAUUGGAGCUUGCAGGGAAUGCGGCGAGGGACAACAAGAAGAAUCGUAUUGUGCCGAGGCACAUACAAUUGGCAGUAAGGAAUGACGAAGAGCUGAGUAAGCUUCUGGGGACAGUUACAAUCGCCAGUGGAGGUGUCUUGCCUAACAUUCAUCAGAAUCUGCUUCCCAAGAAGGUUGGCAAAGGAAAGGGAGAAAUUGGCUCUGCUUCGCAAGAGUUUUAAUCUGCUUUUAGGUUUUUUUUCUAGGUUAUGUUUUCCUGGCCUUGUAAUAUAACAAAAAGGAUGAGGAGUUUGGUUAACUGGGAUUUUGAUAUGUUAGGGUUUUAUAAUCAGCUUUGUGAUUAAUCAAUCAGUCUAUGCAAGUUUUAUUCA
This is a messenger RNA of Mangifera indica (mango), 687 nucleotides long. RefSeq names its product histone H2AX. Gene Ontology annotation, molecular function: DNA binding; protein heterodimerization activity; structural constituent of chromatin. The record is from RefSeq and is a predicted model, not a curated record. NCBI's taxonomy places the organism in Eukaryota, Viridiplantae, Streptophyta, Magnoliopsida, Sapindales, Anacardiaceae. The coding region runs from base 16 to 537 and encodes 173 amino acids. Gene Ontology annotation, cellular component: nucleosome. The transcript is spliced from 2 exons.